Messenger RNA from Cottoperca gobio, 1751 nucleotides. It is a transcript of the gene elk1, whose product is annotated as ETS transcription factor ELK1. The transcript has 10 exons. Gene Ontology annotation, molecular function: DNA-binding transcription factor activity, RNA polymerase II-specific; sequence-specific DNA binding. Gene Ontology annotation, cellular component: nucleus. Lineage: Eukaryota; Metazoa; Chordata; Actinopteri; Perciformes; Bovichtidae. Gene Ontology annotation, biological process: cell differentiation; regulation of transcription by RNA polymerase II. The record is from RefSeq and is a predicted model, not a curated record. The annotation marks the transcript as partial.
CCUCCCCUCCCCACACCAACAGACAGACAGACAACACAUCAACAAGCACACAGCAGCAUGGAGGAGGUCUGAGCCUGUUGGGAGACACAACACGGGACAUUUCGCUGAAGAUGGAUUCAAACCCGCUGAUAAACGCCAUGGACCCGUCCAUCACGCUGUGGCAGUUCCUGCUCCACCUGCUGGAGGACCAGCGGCAGCGUCACCUGAUCUCCUGGACAGGUGAGGACGGAGAGUUCAAGCUGCUGGAAGCCGAGGAGGUCGCACGACUGUGGGGGCUCCGCAAGAACAAACACAACAUGAACUACGACAAACUAAGCCGAGCGCUGAGAUACUACUACGACAAGAAUAUCAUAAAGAAGGUGAGUGGUCAGAAGUUUGUCUAUAAGUUUGUCAGUCAGCCCGACCCCUCCCUGCCUGAGGGGCUACGUAACGGAGAGGAGGGCCAGAGGCUGGACACCACCGACCCAAACAGCCAAUCAAAAGGCCUCGGGGGCGUGACCUCAACCUGUCCGUCAAAGGGCUUACCCCAGCGCUCGUCACCCGGCGGCUCCCAGAAAAGCUCCCGUAACGACUACAUGAAGUCGGGCCUCUACUCCACCUUCACCAUCCAAUCACUGCAGACCCCACCCAACCCACGGCACAUCAAAACAGAGCUGCUGAUGCAACAUGACGCCGCCUCCAAGCUCGAUCUGAGAGAGGUCUGUGUACUAUCAGAGAAUACAUCUCCGUCAGUAGGUGGAGCGGUUGACUCUGCUCUCCAGGUGAUCGUCACUCAGCCGUCUCCGUGUGCGACGCCGGCCCUCAGCCCGCAGAUGCCUCCCAGCACCACCAGCCAAUCACAGAAUCUUCCGGCUCCUGCUCUGAGCGACCCUCCCCAGAUUUAUCUCACAAGCGUCGGGGAUCCGUCCUCCCUCACCCCCCUCAUCCCCCUGGGUCCUGUCGGGGGGUCGGUGAGUCCUGUGCCUCCCCCUCACAUAUCGAUGGGCCCCCAGGGGCAGGACGACUGCCAAGUCACCAACCCGGUCAGCUUCCCCCCUCACCCCCACACUGCUCCUCACUCGACUCACCCCCCACCUGUCUUCGUCAUCAUCAACCCCCCUCCCACACAGCAGCAGCAGCAGCAGCAGCAGCAGGCGGCCAUGGUGGCUGCGCCUCCCUCUGUCGCUCCUCCCUCCGUCCAUCCUACCGUUCGUCCUCCUCCGCCCCCCAUCAUCAUCAAGGAGGAGAACCUGCUGUCAGAGGAGGAGCUGCUGAAGAUGGUGUCUCUGGAGGAGAAACAGGUGGAGGAGGUCCCUCAGCUGAUUUGUGGCUCGGGGGAACCAGAGUCCCCCAUCACCAUCGUGGAGAGCCCGCCCCCUCCCUGCAUGGAGCCGGGGGUUGUAGGUCAGCAUCCUGCAGGGGAGGUCAAGGACACGCAAACAGAUCCCUCCGCCCCUCCGGUGACCUACUUCUCAGCGGUGGCCCCUCCGGUGACUUCGGACGCCGUUCCUCCCAAACCAAAGAAGCCGCGGGGCCUGGAGCUGCCCUCCUCCCCCUCCCUCCCCCCCGGCCUCUCCCUGGAUAAGGUCAACGCAGCUGUUAACAGUUUAUUGGCUCCUGGAUCAGCGACCAACACGCUCACCCCGACUGUCAUCACCUCCCACGCUCUGACUCCGGUCCUGUUGACUCCGAGUCCUCUUCCCUCCACUAUCCACUUCUGGAGCACGCUGAGUCCCAUCGCUCCUCGCUCACCGGCCAAACUCUCCUUCCAG